AAGAGACUGCCAUGCGAUUCAAGCGGUGAAUGGCCUGUUGGUUUACUUCGAGGAUUUGGGGCUGAAUUGACUAACAAAUAACUACACGUCUAUGUGAAAACCACGAGGAAUAGAACUGUACGUGGUUGUGGAUGUAACUGUUGCACUUUAAAUACAGACAUGAACCACUGAAGCCGGAGACGGACAAAGGACUGCAAUAAGCUCACGCGAAGAGCUCUAUUCCCCCCACCACCAAAGGUUCUCAAUCAUGACACCCAAAUGGCUGGUGAUAUUUUUCCUUUUUUUACACUCUGGCUCCAACAAUGCGUUCCCCAUGACCCCGACCAAGCCUCAACCCGAGACGGGCACCUACAAGGUCUCGGACACCAGCCUCACCCACCUCACGGUACACAGCCGAACGGGAGACGUCUACGUGGGAGCAGUGAACCGGGUUUACAAGCUGUCCGACAACCUGACGGAGCUGCGUUCACACAUGACCGGCCCCGUGGAGGACAACGCCAAAUGUUACCCCCCUCCCAGCGUUCGAUCCUGCGCGCAUAAACUGGAGUCCUCCGACAACGUCAACAAGUUGCUGCUGGUCGAUUACGCCGGCAACCGCCUGGUGGCGUGCGGCAGCAUCUGGCAGGGCGUUUGUCAGUUCCUGCGUCUAGAGGACCUCUUCAAGCUGGGAGAGCCCCACCACCGCAAGGAGCACUACCUCUCUGGUGCCCGGGAGGCUGACGGCAUGGCAGGAGUGGUGGUAGAGAGAACAGAAGGGAAGUGGAAGAACGAGAAGGGGGGCAGCCGGCUGUUCAUCGGCGCAGCCAUUGACGGCAAGUCCGAGUAUUUUCCCACCCUGUCCAGCCGUAAGCUGGUUGCUGAUGAAGAGAGCGUCAACAUGUUCAGUCUGGUAUACCAGGACGAGUUUGUGUCCUCACAAAUAAAGAUACCCUCCGAUACGCUGUCCCUCUACCCGGCCUUUGACAUCUACUACGUGUAUGGGUUCUCCAGCCGCACCUACAUCUACUUCCUCACGUUGCAACUGGACACGCAGCUCACCCAGAUGGACGCCACCGGUGAGAAGUUCUUCACCUCCAAGAUAGUGCGGAUGUGUUCCAAUGACACCGAGUUCUACUCUUAUGUGGAGUUCCCUCUGGGCUGCACCAAAGAUGGGGUGGAGUACCGGUUGGUCCAGUCCGCUUACAAGCACCGUCCAGGUCGGAUGCUGGCCCAGGCCUUGGGGCUGUCUGAGGACGAGGACGUGCUGUUUGUGGUGUUCUCCCAGGGCCAGAAGAACCGCGCCAACCCCCCCCAGGAAACUGUGCUGUGUCUCUUUACCCUGCAUCAGAUCAACCUGGCCAUGAGGGAGAGGAUCAAGUCGUGUUACCGCGGGGAGGGCAAGCUGUCCCUGCCCUGGCUGCUCAACAAGGAGCUCCCCUGCAUCAACACGCCAAAGCAGAUCGGCGAUGACUUCUGCGGACUGGUGUUGAACCAGCCUCUCGGCGGUCUCCGGGUGAUUGAGGGGAUCCCUCUGUAUGACGACCGCGCAGACGGCAUGGGAGCGGUAGCAGCCUAUACCUACGGAGACCACUCCGUGGUGUUUGUGGGUACCCGCAGCGGACACCUGAAAAAGAUCCGAGUGGACGGCAUACCUCCCCCAUCUCAGAGUGCUUUGCUGUAUGAGACUGUUACAGUGGUUGAAGGGAAGCCUAUUCUGCGUGACAUGGUCUUUAGCCCUGACUAUCAAUACAUUUACCUUCUGAGUGACAAACAGGUGACCAGGCUACCUGUGGAGAGCUGUGGCCAAUACACUACCUGCAAGACCUGUCUAGGCUCUGGAGACCCCCACUGUGGAUGGUGUGUCCUUCACAACAAGUGUUCGAGACAGGAAGCUUGUGAGAAGUGGGCAGAGCCACAGCAUUUUAACACGGAGCUCGACCUGUGUGUGGACGUUAGUGUCACACCUAACAACAUGUCUGUGACCUCUUCUUCGACUCAGCUGAGUGUGAAAGUGGUCAACGUGCCCAGCCUGUCAGCCGGGGUGAUGUGUGUGUUUGAGGAGUUGACAGAGAGCCCAGGGGAGGUGCUGGCCAAGGGACAGGUGCUGUGUAUGUCUCCGUCCCUCAGAGAUGUGCCCUCCCUCACACAGGGAUACGGUGACAAGCGAUUGGUCAAGCUCUCCCUGAAGUCCAAGGAGACAGGGCACAAAUUCAUCACCACUGACUUCAUCUUCUACAACUGCAGUGUGCUACAGUCGUGCACCUCCUGUGUGAGCAGCCCCUUCCCAUGCAACUGGUGUAAAUACCGUCACAUCUGCACCAACAACCUGGCUGAGUGCUCCUUCCAGGAGGGACGCGUAAGCAGCGUGGAGGGAUGUCCCCAGAUUCUGCCCACCAGUGACAUCCUGGUUCCUGCAGGGAUCAUUCGUCCAAUCACAUUGCGAGCUCGGAACCUCCCUCAGCCCCAGUCUGGACAAAAGAAUUAUGAGUGUGUGUUCAGUAUCCAGGGCAAAGUGCAGCGCAUCCCCGCUGUCCGCUUCAACAGCUCCUGUAUCCAGUGUCAGAACACCUCGUAUUGGUAUGACGGGGACGAGACUGGAGACCUGCCAGUGGACUUUUCCAUCGUCUGGGAUGGAGACUUCUUCAUUGAUAAGCCUGCCAGCAUGAAAGCCCUGCUGUAUAAGUGCGAGGCCCAGAGGGACAGCUGUGGCCUCUGUUUGAAGGCCAGCACGGCGUUUGAUUGUGGCUGGUGCCUGGACAACAGGAAGUGUCUUCUGAAGCAGCACUGCCAGAGUCCGGAGCAGAACUGGAUGCACCACGGCAGACACAGCGUCCGCUGCAGCCACCCCCGAAUCACCAAGAUCCGCCCGAUGACGGGGCCCAAAGAGGGGGGCACGCGGGUGACCAUCGAGGGGGAGAACCUGGGUCUGCAGGUGCGGGAGAUCGCCCACGUCCAGGUGGCCGGGGUCCGCUGUAACCCGGUGCCCUCGGAGUACAUCAGCGCCGAGAGGAUCGUAUGUGACAUGGCGGAGGCCCUGCUGCCUCACUCUCCAGGCGGCCCGGUGGAGCUGUGCAUCGGGGUCUGCAGUGCAGAGUACCGCACCCAAUCCUCCCAGACCUACUCCUUUGUGACCCCCAGCUUCAACCGCGUGCGUCCAGAGAAAGGCCCCGUGUCUGGGGGGACCCGGCUAACAAUAUCAGGCCGUCACCUGGAUGCCGGGAGCACCGUCACUGUGUACAUCGCUCAGGAGGAGUGUCUGUUUGUUAAGAGGACCAACAGGGACAUUGUGUGUGUCACACCGGCGUCUCUGACUGGCUCAGGGCCGGCGUCAAUCAAGCUGUUCAUUGACAAAGCCGAGGUCACCAGCGGUGACACGCGCUACAUCUACACCGAGGACCCCACCAUCUCUAACGUCGAACCCAACUGGAGCAUAGUCAAUGGUAGCACCUUGAUCACCGUCUCCGGAACCAACCUGCUCACCAUCCAGGAACCCAAAGUCCGUGCCAAGUAUGGAGGAAUAGAGACUACUAAUGUUUGCAAUGUGGUGAAUGACUCUGUUAUGACCUGUCUGGCCCCGGGAAUCAUCUACACCAAGCACCAGGCCCCUGAGUCCGGCCUGCACCCCGACGAGUACGGCUUCAUCCUGGAUAACGUGGCUGCGCUGCUGGUGCUCAAUGGGACACCUUUCACCUACUACCCCAACCCCACCUUCGAAACACUAGGGAACUCUGGGAUACUGGAGGUCAAGCCUGGCUCUCCCAUUAUCCUCAAAGGCAAGAAUUUGGUUCCCCCUGCUCCGGGCAACAUCCGCCUAAAUUACAGCGUGAUGAUUGGUGAAAUGCCCUGUCUGUUAACAGUGUCUGAGUCUCAGCUGCUCUGCGAUUCGCCAGACCUGACUGGGGAACAGAGAGUCAUGAUUGUGGUGGGUGGUCUCGAGUACUCCCCAGGGACCCUGCACAUCUACUCUGACAGCACCCUCACGCUGCCGGCCAUCAUCGGCAUUGGGGCCGGAGGAGGGGUGCUGCUCAUCGCCAUCAUCGCCGUGCUCAUCGCCUACAAGAGAAAGACCCGGGACGCCGACCGCACCCUGAAACGCCUGCAGCUGCAGAUGGACAACCUGGAGUCCCGGGUGGCCCUGGAGUGUAAAGAAGCUUUUGCAGAGCUGCAGACAGACAUCCAAGAGCUGACCAAUGACAUGGACGGAGUGAAGAUUCCAUUCCUGGAGUAUCGGACCUACACCAUGAGAGUCAUGUUCCCAGGCAUCGAGGAGCAUCCCGUCCUCAAGGAGCUGGAUGUAAGUUCCCCGGCCAAUGUGGAGAAAGCCUUGCGUCUGUUCAGCCAGCUGCUGCACAACAAGAUGUUCCUACUGACCUUCAUCCACACCCUGGAGGCCCAGAGGUCCUUCUCCAUGCGGGACCGGGGCAACGUGGCCUCUCUCCUCAUGGCUGCGCUGCAGGGCCGUAUGGAGUACGCAACUGUGGUGCUCAAACAGCUGCUGGCAGACCUCAUCGAGAAGAACCUUGAGAACCGCAACCAUCCCAAACUGCUGCUCCGACGGACUGAGUCCGUAGCGGAGAAGAUGCUCACCAACUGGUUUACGUUCCUUCUGCAUCGAUUCCUCAAGGAGUGUGCAGGCGAGCCCCUGUUCAUGCUGUAUUGUGCCAUCAAGCAGCAGAUGGAGAAGGGGCCCAUAGACGCCAUCACAGGAGAGGCUCGCUACUCCCUGAGUGAGGACAAGCUCAUCCGCCAGCAGAUUGACUACAAACAGCUGACUCUGAUGUGUAUCCCACCGGAGGGCGAGGCUGGAACGGAGGUCCCGGUGAAGGUGCUGAAUUGUGACACGGUCACUCAAGUCAAGGACAAGCUUUUGGACGCUGUGUACAAAGGCAUCCCCUACUCACAGAGACCCCAGGCUGAUGACAUGGACCUAGAGUGGCGACAAGGUAGACUGACAAGAAUUAUACUUCAAGAUGAGGACGUCACCACUAAGAUCGAAAGUGACUGGAAGAGAUUAAACUCUCUGGCCCAUUACCAGGUGACAGAUGGCUCUUUGGUAGCUCUGGUCCAAAAACAGGUGUCUGCCUACAACAUUGCCAACUCCUUCACAUUCACCCGAUCUCUUAGCCGCUACGAGAGCCUCCUUAGGACAUCCAGCAGCCCAGACAGCCUACGAUCCCGGGCCCCCAUGAUCACCCCUGACCAGGAGACGGGCACCAAGCUCUGGCACCUGGUCAAGAACCAUGAGCAUGCUGACCAACGGGAGGGCGACCGCGGCAGCAAGAUGGUGUCAGAGAUCUAUCUCACCCGCCUACUGGCCACCAAGGGAACUCUGCAGAAGUUUGUAGAUGACUUGUUUGAGACGGUGUUCAGCACCGCCCAUCGCGGCAGUGCCCUCCCGCUGGCCAUCAAGUACAUGUUUGACUUCCUGGACGAGCAGGCCGACAGGAGGCAGAUAACUGACCCGGAUGUCCGCCACACCUGGAAGAGUAACUGUCUGCCACUGCGUUUCUGGGUGAACGUGAUCAAGAACCCCCAGUUUGUGUUUGACAUCCAUAAGAGCAGCAUCACAGACGCCUGUCUGUCCGUGGUGGCCCAGACCUUCAUGGACUCCUGUUCUACCUCAGAGCACCGCCUGGGCAAGGACUCACCCUCCAACAAGCUACUCUACGCUAAAGACAUCCCCAACUACAAGAGCUGGGUGGAGAGGUAUUACAGAGAUAUCAGUAAGAUGCCCACCAUCAGUGACCAGGACAUGGAUGCCUAUUUGGUGGAACAGUCUCGUCUCCAUGGCACUGAGUUUAACACUCUCAGUGCUCUCAGUGAGCUCUACUUCUACAUCAACAAAUACAAAGAAGAGAUUCUGACAGCGCUGGACAGAGAUGGGUACUGCCGCAAACACAAGCUGCGACACAAACUGGAACAAGCCAUUAACCUGAUGUCAGGCAGCAGUUGAGGGAAGAGGAUGGAACAGGGCAGGGGUCGGGAGAAGGGGGGGGGGGGGACCGAGGGUUUGGUUGAACUGAUUAACGGACCUGUGUUGGAACACCCACAGCUUGUGCUAAUACAAAGGGGGACGUAAGACACUGGACAAUCAACAAAACAAACCACAGCACAUUGAGCCCAAUGUCUACAGACCAGAUCCUGUGCCCAAUAUCCUCACUCCCUCAAACCUCUUCCUGCCAUUGCCAGUGAGACAUCCUAAGUUGUUGUUUUUUCUCCACACUGGCCUUUUCAAUGACAGACUCUUUAGUGACUGCCUAAUCUAAUGGAAGAUGACUAUUAUGGAAACUACGAGAUACAUUCCAAUAGAGGCGUACAGUAAGUUGCCUUGGAAACUGUGCUGAAUUGCCAAGCUAGUGCCAUGGGAAGAGUAGCUUUUGGUCUGGGAUAAUAAUUUUACAAAAUGCUGAGGUGUACCAUUUAGGUGUGAACUGUGGAUUUUAUCUUGAAAUGUAUGGGUCUUACCACAUGUAGGGUAAGAUAAAAUGAAUAGGCCAUAACCUCUGGCCGUAAAGGAAAGCCUUUUGGCUCUGUUUUGUUGUGUUAAGGUUGAAGGUUCAAUGCCAGAGCGUGAAGGAGGCAGUGUAUGGACGAAAGAGACCAAACUCUGGAAACACCAGAGGCCUAAUUAAGUGACAGAAAUUGAAGGGAGUGAUGGGACUGGGCUGAGGGGGGCCAACCCCCUUGUCUCUCAAAUGCCAUAGCUACAAAGCGCCUUUUUCUUUUUCUUCUUUUUCGUUCUUGAAAUUCGGGGCCAAAUGGACCUUUGCUGAUGGAGAGGUGAGGCUCCGCUCAGAGUCCAGAGUUUUAAUGCUUGCCUUUGUGUUGCAUUCAAGCAGGAAGGGACACCCUCUCCUCAUGAACGUUCCGCCCCUACUGUAACUGUCCAGCUAAUUGUACUAAAAUCUCUGUGUCAGUCUGCACCACUGUGAAUCUGAUCUGUCAGGAUCCAAGGGAUUCCCAUCAAGAGCCCAGGGCUACCCCUGUCGUGGAAACAACCGUUUUUACCCGUAUCAAGCAUCCUAAAUGGAAUCGAUCUGUCAAGAGCAAUAAGUCUAGUUCUAAAACAGCAAGCCAUGUUUCAUUAGAUUACCCUAAACCAACAGAUCUGUCCAAUGCUCUCUUUCCUGUGAUAGUCAUUCUAUGUUGUCAUUAUUCUGUUCCAGAUUUCUUGCCAUAUUGCAAAUGACAGCUUGAACAAAAUGUGUAACACAACACCAAGCACAACAGACAAGGGACAACAGUAUUCAUAGGCCUUUUUUUAUACUGCAACAGAAUGCUAUCUAAAUACAUGCAUAUGUGGCUAUGAGUUCACUUCUGUGGUAGUUAAUGCAGAAAAUUGCUCUAUCUUAUGCCUAGGUUUCUAUUACCAUACUAAGCACUGCUCUGAAGAUGACAGAGGUUACAUUGUUGAAUACUGAUUACCAACCCAGGAGACCUUAGUCCUUAAAUGUGUUUACCUUGGGGUCCCUGGGAGCCAGCGGCAGCAGUAUGUUCUGAUCAGCUGGUAAAUUUCAUUGCUCUGUGUUGACUCCUUCCACGACAGACAGUAGCAGCUCUGGGUGUUUCAGUGGUGGUACAGCAGCUCACUGUACACUCUCCCUGGUUCCCUCAUCAUAUUCCUCUGCUGGGAGGAAAUGCAGUCUGCUGGUUUUCAACCUGAAUAUUAUAUGAAUACAUUUACAUGGUGGGUCUGAGUUCAGCCCCAUCCAAUGAUGAAGUAUUUAUUGUUUUGCCUUUAUUUAUUUCAUAUUUAUUUUAGAAUGUAAACUCUUGUUUUGUACAGUGAUAGCGGCCGAGCACCUGAACACAGUUGGUUUGCUCAGUACCACAAAUUGAUUCCCUAACGUGGAAUAUUCUUUUUGAUGCAAAUUCACUCACAGGACUGGGUUCAUUUAAUAUACUGACACAAUUCAGAAAAUACCAGGUUUUCUUCCCAUUUAUUAUCCAACUCCAAAGUAAACCUUCAAUGGCCAAGUCAAGUGUUUGUUGAGCAGUGAAGAAUGUAGACUGACCAAAGGAGACACAGAGAAUAAUCACACGAUCACUCUCUUGUCUUUGGGUUCAAUAAGCUUGACCCAGCUUACACAAUACAUGUUAACCAUAUAUUAGGAAAAAUAUAACUUCAGGUACAGACAUAUAUUAAAAAAUAUUCUUCAUUGAAUAGGAUAAAGCCUCAAAGUACAAUGUUCUCCCUUAACUAAUAUUAGAUAAACAUGUAUUUCCACUACACUAGCCAGAUGUUUGUGGUAGUCCUGGUCCAAAAUAAAAGGCUUCAGUUUAAUUAACUGUUAUUUUUAUCCAUCAAUCCAUCCAUUCUCAGAGAGGAAAUAAAUUAGAUUGUUAGUAAAUUGAACCAAUCCGUUCAUCUAUCAGUGUACAGGUCUCAACCCUCUAGAUGCUGGGUGUUUCUGUCUGGGUUUGGACCUUUAACACUGUGAUGCUCUGUUGAGAUGUAAAUGAAAUGGAUCUGAAACAAACUAAUUACUGUGGAGUAAUUAGACUUGCUUAUCAGCCCAGAAACAAAAGAGCCAUUAUUAUAUAUUUUCAUAACCCAUCACACAUUUCAUUAAAUCCACACCAGGAGAGAGAGAAUCAUUUCUCUACAUGGAAGAUGCACAUUGUCGAUAAGCACCAAAUCAAUUUAGAAAUUGGCCUUGGAACUCCGGAGGAAAUACAUUUCCAAAUAAAACUGGAGCUCAUUAGCAUGUUAAGAGCUGCAGGAGAAUAAUUAAGGAGAAUAGGUUUCAACAUGCUGGUGUUUUUUUGGGGCAAAGAAAUGGGGUCAGAGUAUGUGGAUGUAGGUCUGUGGUGGUUUCAUCGUCCACUGUGUGCGAAGAUCACUGCCAGCUUGCCAGAGCUGGUAUGUCAGAAUUGUAGGUGUUUCACAGAUAUCAGAGCUCUGCUUGAGCCACUUUACAAAAUGACAUUUGAUCACAAAUCAAUCAGUAAUUGGAAGAAUUUUUUUUAAUUGUACCUCCUGGUUAACACCAUCUCAUAGGGUUUACAUUUUUACCCAUAAGUCAACAGUUCAGAUAAUAAUAAGUGCAACAAUGUAUCGUUGUUUUUGGAUGAAAUCUAUAUCAUAUCCAAAGUACAGUUUGGCUGUCUGCAAUACAUCAUGUAAACUAGUGAAGGGCCAGGUGAUUGGGCUGUAGUACUCAGAGUCACUGCAGAUACGUCCGUAUGUCUGGUUUUGUAAUGUUGUAUAAAUGGCAACAUAAAAAAGCAACUGUAACAUGUAAGGAAGAAAAGAGUGAGUGCAAACUUGUGGUGUUUCUAAAUAGAUACUGUAGAAGCAAUGUCAGUUUUAGAUCCAUAACUACAUUUUAGUCAGUGUUCUAGUAAGAAAAAAAAAGAAAAGAAAAAAACAUUUGUCUCAGAUAAAUUUAUUUGUUGGUUUUGUCUGUUUAUCCCAAAUGUUUUAAUCGAUUUAACGUGACAAACUUGUUUACAGCUUCAAAGAUAUAUGGAAUUUAUUAACUUUGUCUGGAAAGAAAGUAGCUUUGUGACUGACUGACUCACUCACUCACUGACUGACUGACGGAUGGAUGAUUGAUCUGCCUAGUCCUUAAUUAUAUAUAAAUAUAUAAAUAUAUUUUGUAUAAUUAUUUGUUUAAAAUGUUUCUUUUUAAAUUAUUGUUUUUGUUUUUAUAUUUGCUUUCGUUAGUUUGAAGGAGUCGUAGUAAUGAAUCCUUUAAAACGCUGGCUGCAAUGAAGUGUUUUGUAUAUAUUUGCACUUUUUUUUACUCAGUCAGAGAGGUUUUUGAAAGAUUGGAUUCUAUCUUAAUGUUGAAAUGACAAGCAUGGUGUUUUGUUUUGCUAAUUAAAAUAUGUGGAUGAUGCUGUAUGUUCUUGAAUGUUUUAUUUGUGUACUAUCCUCAAGAAUAAUUUUCUCUGAACAACUAAAUGUUUGAACUCUAAUAAAGGCAAGUGUUUUAGUAAAAUAUCCACAAAGAUUAUCCAAAGUGGACCAUGUA
This is a messenger RNA of Esox lucius (northern pike), 9959 nucleotides long. It is a transcript of the gene plxna3, whose product is annotated as plexin A3. Gene Ontology annotation, molecular function: semaphorin receptor activity; protein binding. The coding region runs from base 248 to 5932 and encodes 1894 amino acids. Gene Ontology annotation, cellular component: semaphorin receptor complex. The record is from RefSeq and is a predicted model, not a curated record. Gene Ontology annotation, biological process: regulation of GTPase activity; regulation of cell shape; positive regulation of axonogenesis. NCBI's taxonomy places the organism in Eukaryota, Metazoa, Chordata, Actinopteri, Esociformes, Esocidae. The transcript is spliced from 32 exons.